AUGACCCAGAGUGAUAUCGAAGAAUUAUUUAAAAGAGAAGGUCAAGCUCAUCUAUUCGAUCAUGUCUCCAAAUUGACUGCUACUGAAAAGGAUGAAUUUUACAAAAAUCUUUCUAAGAUUGCGGGAAGAAUCACACCAAACAAGCUACAAGAUGCAUACCGAAAAUCAUUAGAACACCUGCAAAACGAUGACAACGUAUCUGCCGAUAUUAAAACAUUACCAAAUACAUCAUACCAAUCAAUUAUUGGAAAUCCUAGUUUAGCCGAAGAAUAUUAUAAUAUUGGCCUAAAAUCUAUUCAGAAUGGAGAAGUGGCUGUCAUCUUAAUGGCUGGUGGCCAAGGUACUAGAUUGGGGUCGUCUAGUCCGAAAGGAUGUUAUGAUAUUAAUUUACCUUCUCAUAAAUCAUUAUUCCAAAUUCAAGCUGAGAAGAUCUGGAGAUUACAGGAGCUUUCUAACUGUAAAAAAGUGAUCCCAUGGUACAUUAUGACAUCUAAACCAACUAGAGCUGCUACCGAAUCCUUCUUUAUUCAAAAUAGAUAUUUUGGAUUACAAGAAAACCAAGUUUGUUUCUUUAAUCAAGGUACUUUACCGGCAUUGAACUCUACCGGUUCUAAGAUGUUUUUAUCUAGUCCAACGGAUAUUGUUCAAUCGCCAGAUGGUAAUGGUGGACUAUACCAUGCCAUUAAAGAGAACAAUUUAUUGGAGGAUUUCAAGAAAAGAGGCAUAAAACAUAUUUAUAUGUAUUGCGUUGACAAUGUACUUUCUAAAGUUGCUGAUCCAGUAUUUAUUGGCUUUUCUAUCAAAUAUAAUUUUUUGUUAUCCACAAAGGCAGUGAGAAAGAGAGACGCUCACGAAUCUGUAGGAUUAAUUGCUAGCAUGAAUGGUAAGCCUUGCGUAAUUGAAUAUUCCGAAAUAUCAAAGGAAUUAGCAGAAGAACGUGAUUCGGAUGGAUUAUUGAAACUAAGAGCUGGUAAUAUUGUAAACCAUUACUACUCUAUAGAAUUACUAGAGAAGCGACUAAAUCAUUGGUGUGAAAAUUCUACAUAUCAUAUUGCCAAGAAGAAGAUUCCUUAUUAUAAUAACUUAACUGGAGAAUACAUAAAACCAGAACAACCAAACGGUAUUAAAUUAGAACAGUUCAUCUUUGAUGUCUUUCCUGAGAUUCCUCUAGAUAGAUUUGGUUGUUUAGAAGUCGAAAGAUCCGAGGAAUUUUCUCCAUUAAAGAAUGGCCUAGGAUCUGCUAAUGAUAAUCCAGAUACUGCUAGAUUAAGCUAUUUAGAGCUAGGAACAUCUUGGUUGAUUAAAGCGGGAGCUACAGUUUCUAAGGAUAUGCAUGUCGAAGUUUCUAAUAAAAUCAGUUACCAAGGUGAAAAUUUAUCUCAAUAUAAGGGCCAAAUAUUUAACAAAGAUAAUACUUUGUUAGAAUUACAAAAUUCAAAAUUAUAA
This is a messenger RNA of Maudiozyma barnettii, 1446 nucleotides long. RefSeq names its product UDP-N-acetylglucosamine diphosphorylase (gene QRI1). The transcript has a single exon. Gene Ontology annotation, biological process: UDP-N-acetylglucosamine biosynthetic process. Gene Ontology annotation, molecular function: UDP-N-acetylglucosamine diphosphorylase activity. The record is from RefSeq and is a predicted model, not a curated record. Lineage: Eukaryota; Fungi; Ascomycota; Saccharomycetes; Saccharomycetales; Saccharomycetaceae. Bases 1 to 1446 code for a protein of 481 amino acids.